CCCUUGCGUCCGGGGGAAGGAUUUCACAACGUACCCGGAACUGUUUCCAAGGUUUCUACAGGUUUGGGACCUUACUCGCUGGCGGGUUCAGGGAACCAAGGCAACAGAGAUCUUCCCAGGGUCGCCAGAGCGCCCCCUUGUCCCGCCGCUUUGGGGUCACAGCUGUAGCGAUGGCGCGGGUGUCCCGGUCGCGCAGCCCUGAGGGCGAGGCCUCGGGCUCCGGGGAAAAACGUCGCAGUUUGUCGAAGAGCCCCAAGCCCAGCAAAUCCUCCCGCUCCCCGCGGGGCCGCCGGUCUCGCUCGCGCUCUUGUUCUCGCUCUGGUGAUCGGAAUGGCCUCGGCCAUCAGCUGGGUGGCCUCAGCCAAAGCUCUCGAAACCAGUCGUACCGCUCCCGCUCGCGGUCGCGCUCUCGAGAGCGACCCUCUGCGCUGCGCAGCACCCCCUUUGCUUCUGCCUCCUCGUCCGCCUAUUAUGGCGCCUACUCGCGCCCCUACGGGAGCGACAAACCGUGGCCCAGUCUCCUGGACAAGGAGAGGGAGGAGAGCCUGCGGCAGAAGAGAUUAAGUGAGAGAGAAAGGAUUGGUGAAUUGGGAGCUCCUGAAGUAUGGGGACUUUCUCCAAAGAAUCCCGAACCAGACUCUGAUGAACAUACACCAGUAGAGGAUGAAGAGCCAAAGAAAAGCACUACUUCAGCAUCUAGUUCAGAAGAUGAAAAGAAGAAAAGGUCUACUCAUUCAAAAGAAAGGUCCAAGAAAAGGAGAAAGAAGAAAUCAUCUAAAAGAAAACACAAGAAAUAUUCUGGAGACAGCGACAGUGACUCUGAUUCUGAAACAGACUCCAGUGAUGGAGAUACGAAAAGGAGAGCAAAGAAAGCUAAGAAAAAGGAAAAGAAGAAGAAACACAGAUCGAAGAAAUAUAAGAAAAAGAAGUCUAAGAAGAGCAGAAAAGAGUCCAGUGAUUCAAGUUCUAAAGAUUCCCAAGAAGAAUUUCUAGAGAAUCUCUGGAAGGAUAGAUCAAAGGCUGAAGAACCCUCAGAUUUAAUUGGCCCAGAAGCUCCAAAAACACUUGCCUCUCAAGAUGAUAAACCUUUAAACUAUGGCCAUGCUCUGUUACCUGGUGAGGGUGCAGCUAUGGCUGAAUAUGUAAAAGCUGGAAAACGUAUUCCACGAAGAGGUGAAAUUGGGUUGACAAGUGAGGAAAUUGCAUCAUUUGAGUGUUCAGGUUACGUAAUGAGUGGUAGCAGGCAUCGCCGAAUGGAGGCUGUGCGACUGCGAAAAGAGAACCAGAUCUAUAGUGCUGAUGAGAAGAGAGCCCUUGCGUCCUUUAACCAAGAAGAGAGACGAAAGAGAGAGAACAAGAUUCUGGCCAGUUUUCGAGAGAUGGUAUACAGGAAGACCAAAGGGAAGGAUGACAAAUAAGGAUUUUCUAAUUAUCUGGCAGACAUUUUUCACAACAAAAAGGAAGUCUGGGUUCUACACAUAUACAAAGAUUUUUGUGCUUUGAAAAAGCUUUACAGUGCUACUGUGCCUUCUAUUUAAUUCUUUCAGUCCUUCAAUAAAAAUAAACUGCUUAUUGAUAAUAA
Molecule: messenger RNA, 1582 nt
Organism: Chinchilla lanigera (long-tailed chinchilla)
Lineage: Eukaryota; Metazoa; Chordata; Mammalia; Rodentia; Chinchillidae
Gene: Nkap
Product: NFKB activating protein
Exons: 9
Coding region: 171-1418 (415 amino acids)
Biological process (GO): negative regulation of DNA-templated transcription
Cellular component (GO): nucleus
Molecular function (GO): chromatin binding
Source: RefSeq, a predicted model, not a curated record